Molecule: messenger RNA, 1856 nt
Organism: Sinocyclocheilus anshuiensis
Lineage: Eukaryota; Metazoa; Chordata; Actinopteri; Cypriniformes; Cyprinidae
Product: nuclear body protein SP140-like protein
Exons: 15
Coding region: 148-1608 (486 amino acids)
Biological process (GO): regulation of transcription by RNA polymerase II
Cellular component (GO): nucleus
Molecular function (GO): DNA-binding transcription factor activity, RNA polymerase II-specific; protein binding; DNA binding
Source: RefSeq, a predicted model, not a curated record
AGUUUCUCAUUGACGCAUUAGGUAGGCACACUGCUGCAAGGUGUGGUUAGGUGGAGUAUGUUAAAGGAAAGGAGAUUACCCUGUGUUUGUGUGUACGUAAUAAACUGCGUAAGAGAGAGAGGAAACUAGGAAAACCGGGAGCAAGUCAUGAACACAGCAGGAGAACCACAGGACAUGGAAGGAGAGUUGGACAUAGACACAACGUCUGACUCAGAAUCUGAAUCAGAAUGGGAUCCUGAAAGCAGCACAGGAUCUGACAGUCUGAGUGAGAACAACAGUGCAAAGGAAGUAAAACAAGGGAAAAAAAGGAAAAUGAAAAAACGUAACUGUAAACAGACAGAGCCGUCUUCCCUCUGUACAACCAAGAAGAGACAAGCCGAAGACUCCAGCCUGUAUUUCAGACAAAAAUUUGGAAUCAAAUCUGAACUUCCUGUCACAUGUGGAGAUAAAGACGGCGUCCUGCAUGUGGUGAAAUAUAAUGACAUGGAGAAGUGCAUCUUCAGUGAAGGCCAGUGGUUCAAGCCCAACGAAUUUGAGAGGUUUGGAGGAAAGGAGAGAAACAAAAAAUGGAAGACCAGCAUCUUUUAUGAUAAUAUUCCACUCCAGAAACACAUAGAGGCUGGACGUCUGUCAUCCUUUAAGCAAAGCCAGAUUAAGAAUAAACAGAUUGACACUCCUGAAUCCUCAUCUGUUGCUGACAGCCUCAGAAAAAGAAAGUGUCAGAGACCGCUGUUUCCCUCCUGCCCUGAAUCAAAUGGCAGGAACGAUGAUGACAAUGGCGAAGUUGUUGAUGAGAAUGAUGAAGAUAUCAUUGACAUGACCGUGUUUGAAGGUCCAACCCUACCUGUUACCUGUGGUUCUGGCUCUGGCAUCCUACACAAAUAUCGCUUUGCCACAGGGCGUUGUGGGAGAUGCAUAAGAACAAAAGACUUCUGGCUGACACCUGAGGAUUUCAUCAGAGUGAGCAAACCAGAAGGAACAUGGAGAAAAUGCAUUUUAUCCAAUGGGGUACCUCUGGGGAAACUCAUAAUGAAAAGUGUUUUGGAACUGCAUAUGAUAAACUGCGAUUGUAAGAUCUGUGAAGACCUGGAACAAUACCUACAGAAUGAUGACGUGUGUUUCGUGUGUGACUCUGAGGGAGAUCUCGUGUGUUGUGAUGAGUGUCCACAAGCUUUUCAUUCACACUGUCACCUACCAGCUGUACAUGAAGACUCACCUGGAAGCCAGUGGAGCUGCACGUUUUGUGUGAUGAAGAAGAUGAAAAGUUCCAGUCAAAAGACCCAACAGGAUAUUUUGAGCAGUCCAGUCUCUCAGUACACACUGCACUGCCAGUACCUGCUGUUACACCUGCUACACGAGAGCAUGACCGACCCCUGUGCCAAAGUUCCAGGAUUCAGUGGGAACAUUUGUAGUCCCAUGAUGCUGGGCAGAGUGAAGCUGAACUUGGAGAAUAAUGAUUAUCGAACAGUACAAGAGUUUGUCACGGAUAUUGAACUGAUUUUCAACAACUGUUACACUUCCAGUGAAGACAGUGACUCGAGUAGAAUGACCUCAAGGCUGAAGGAAGUAUUCAAGAGGAAGUUUGAAACCGUCUUUAAGCUCCUAUAACAUCAUGCUGUGGGUUGUUUGUCGAUAUGUCAGUACUGUUUCGCAGAGCACACUUUUGAAGUGUUGCCAUGUCCACUUAUUAUAGGCGAUGCCUAUUAAGCAUAUGGAAGAAAGGCACAACUCUGAUAUGCAUAUAAAUACAUGAUUAACUAGUUGUUCAGUUCGGUUCCAUAUUCACUGUCUAGAAUUUUUGUAAAUGCGUUUGUCAUAUAUAUAUAUAUAUAUAUAUAUAUAUAUAUAUACAGGGU